Ochotona curzoniae (black-lipped pika) is the source of this 5508-nucleotide messenger RNA. RefSeq names its product phospholipid-transporting ATPase ABCA3-like. The record is from RefSeq and is a predicted model, not a curated record. Gene Ontology annotation, molecular function: ATP hydrolysis activity; lipid carrier activity; ATP binding. The transcript has 30 exons. Gene Ontology annotation, cellular component: intracellular membrane-bounded organelle; membrane. Gene Ontology annotation, biological process: lipid transport; transmembrane transport. The coding region runs from base 1 to 5508 and encodes 1835 amino acids. NCBI's taxonomy places the organism in Eukaryota, Metazoa, Chordata, Mammalia, Lagomorpha, Ochotonidae.
AUGGCGGCGCUCCAUUACACUGGGAACCAGAAACUCCAUUCAAAUGGGUGGCAGAUAGUAUUUGAGCCUGCUGCCUGCCAAGAUGUAACAGUAGGAAUGGGAACAGGGCCAAGACUUGGAUCCAGAAUUCCCAAAAGGUUAUUUAAAAGGACCCACUAUGAGGGGGGAGGCGGUAGUCCAGGAAAGGGGAUUAACUUCAUGACAAAGGUCCGUGCAGGAGAUGGGUGGGUUUGGUCAGAACACAAGAAGCAAGGUUGUUGGGGUCACCUGAGGAAGGCCCCAGGCACUAGGCAUGGCGGGAGGAGGGCGCGCCUGGAGCCGCUGGACCCCGGUGGAUCCAGCGGGGACUGCAGCUGGCUCCCAGCACUAGGCCCUGGAGUGCGCGCGCGCACGAGGCCGAGGCCCGCGGGGCGCCUGCGCGGUGGGGCGGUUGUGAGGAGCGUUGAGAGGCGGCGGCGCGCGCUCCAGACUGGCGCCCCUCAGCGGCGGCGGCGGCGACGGCGGCGGUCGUGGCGGUUGCGACGCCUGAGCGGUGAGUGCCCAGGCUGUGCCCCCGGCUCUUCCUCCUCCUGCCUGAGGUGCCUUGCGCUGGCCGCCCCGCUCGCCGGGGUCCUGCAGGUCCCCAGGACGCCCUCCGGAGACGAGCAGGCACUCCGGGUGCCGACCCUCCACGCCUUGUCCUCAGAAGCUAAACGAACCAGGCGGCGAAUUUUGAAUUUACUUGUUGAAAUGUUCUUGACGGUUGUUUUUUGUUUUGUGAUUUUGUUAACACGCAAAUAUAUUGCUGCAAAGAAGAGUGGACCUUACUAUUAUGCUGCUCAGAAUGUUGAGAACGUACCUGCAUUCAUCAGGAUUCCCCCCGUUACUCCCUAUCCUUGGGAACUAGCUUACGUGCCUUCCAAAAGUACAGUAGUACAGAAUAUUGUUGAAAAUGUGAAACAAAGUUUACACACCAAUAUGAAAGUUCUGGGCUUUUCUUUGGAAACAGACUUUGAAGAUUAUGUUAAACAAAUUAAUAACAGUAAGAAAGUUGUGGCUGCUAUUGUUUUUGACCACAACUUCCAAAAUAGCAAUGAUCCCCUGCCACUUAAGGUAAAAUACCACCUGCGUUUUAGCAGUAUUAAGAAAAACAGGAGAUUUAUGUACGAAUUUCAAGAGGAUUCUUGGCUAACACAUUCUCUCUUUCCAUCUUUCCCUUCUUUGGGACCCAGAAACCAGUAUGAUACACUUGGGGGAAAUCCCGGGUAUAUCAGUGAAGGAUUCCUGGCUGUUCAGCAUGCCGUGGAUAAGGCCAUCAUGAAGUAUCAUAACAGAACAGCUGCAGAAGCACUGUUUAAUGAUGUCAGGGUUUUUGUUAAGAGGUUUCCAUACCCAUUAUUUUAUCAAGAUGCCUUCUUUUUAUUUGCUUCCGUUUUCAUACCUUUCAUCAUUGUGUGUAUCUUCUCUAUAAAUCAUCUUACCCUGCUUCAAUCUCUUGUGUGGGAAAAGGCCAAUCGACUGAAGGAAUACCAGCUCAUGAUAGGACUCAGUAAUUGGAUGCUCUGGGCUGCCUAUUUCUUCACAUUCUUCGUUUCUUAUUUGAUUAUCGUCAUUUUUAUAUGCAUAAUUUUCUAUGUCGAGACUGAAUCUAUGCCAAUCUUCCAAUACAGUAGCCCAAUUAUUGUCUUCAUCUUUUUGCUGAUUUAUUCUGUUACCUCCGUGUGCUUCAGCCUUAUGAUUAGCACAUUUUUCAGUAAUGAAACUGGAAUUAAAUGGAAUAAUCUCUUCUCACAAAACGGAUAUGACAACUUUUUCUUUGCCUAUGUUCUGUUAAUGCUACUAAUUGAUGCCUUCUUGUAUGUCCUUGUGGCUUGGUAUAUAGACGCUGUAUGUCCUGGAAAGUAUGGUAUCCCAAAGCCAUGGAACUUUUUCUUGAAAUACUCUUACUGGUCUGGGAAACCAGCUGUGGAAACAUCUGGAUUACACCAAUUUCAUGAGCCAGUACAAAGCAAGUAUUUUGAAGCUGAACCUACUGGUUUGGUAACAGGUAUCACAAUCAAACACUUGCACAAGGUAUUCUACCAUAAGGGCACUAUGAAAGUAGCUAUAAAGGAACUGUCUCUGAAUUUGUAUGAGGGGCAGAUCACUGUUCUUCUAGGACACAAUGGGGCAGGAAAAUCCACUACUCUGUCAAUUCUGUCAGGUCUCUAUCCUCCUACUAGUGGACAGGCCUACAUUUAUGGAUAUGACAUCUCAACGCAGAUGACUCAGAUCAGAAAAUCACUGGGGCUAUGUCCCCAACAGAAUUUAUUGUUUGAUUACUUGACAGUGUCAGAACACCUUCAAUUCUAUUGUGCGAUAAAAGGAGUAUCUCAAGAGCAGUGUCUAGAGGAGACUGACCACAUGCUGUCUGCUUUUAACCUGCUGGAAAAGCGUGAUAUGUUUUCAAAGUCACUGAGUGGAGGAAUGCAGCGCAAACUUUCCAUCAUUAUAGCACUUAUAGGGAACUCCAAGGUGGUAAUACUUGAUGAACCAACAUCUGGCAUGGACCCAGCUUCGAGGCAGGCCACCUGGGAUCUCCUUCAGAACUAUAAAGAGAACCGUACCAUGUUACUGACCACCCACUACAUGGAUGAAGCUGACGUUUUGGGUGACCGCAUCGCCAUCAUGGUUCAGGGACACUUGCGGUGCUGUGGAUCUUCAAUUUUCCUGAAAAAAUUAUAUGGUGUGGGAUACCACAUAGUCAUGGUGAAAACACCUCAUUGUGAUGUUGAAGAAGUUGCAAAAUUGAUUCAUAAUUAUGUGCCAGUAGCUACAAUGAAGAGCAAUGUUGGAACUGAAUUGUCAUUUAUUCUACCCCAAGACUAUAUACACAGGUUUGAAGCUCUGUUUACUAAUCUGGAAAGCAAACAGCCAGAACUGGGUAUUGCUAGCUUUGGUGUCUCUAUCACUACCAUGGAAGAAGUCUUCCUCAGGGUCAGUCAUAUGGAAAAUGUAUCGGCAGAUAGCCAAGCUGUGCAACCUUCCUCCCGAGAGGUUCAACCCACCACAAACUGGAAUAGGAAUGCAUCAGAAGUCAGAGAAGUGCAUUCUUCCUUGUCACGGGAAACUGUUAGGUUUAAUACUGGGUGUCUGCUCUAUUGCCAGCAGUUUCGUGCCAUGUUCUUAAAGAGAAUGAUGUUCAGUCGGCGCAACUGGAAACUCAUGUUGUUACAGACACUGGGACUUGUAGCUUCCUUUGCCUUUAUGUUUGAGAUUGGUAAACCUUCAAAUGCUGAUGAGAAUGCCAGAGAAAUGAAUUUGGGCGAAUAUGGUCAGACCACUGUGCCUUUUUCCAUUUCUGGAAAUUCAAAUUUCACUACAGAUUUCUUAAAACUUCUUGAGAGUAAGCUAACAUCUGAAAACCAGAAACUUAAAGAAGUAGAAGAUAGCCUACUGAAUUACUUGAUGGAAAGUAAAGAUAAACGUGCAUGCAUUAUUGCAUUUUCCAUUGACAUUAAAGGAAGUCAGACAAUAUUCACUGCUCUGUUCAAUAAUGAAGCAUACCAUUCACCCUCUCUGGCCUUAGCAGUGUUAGACAACGUUCUAUUCAUGUCACUUUCUGGCAAGAAUGCUUCGUUAACAAUCUCCAAUAAGCCUCAGCCACGUCGUAGCAUUAUAAAUAAGGAAAAGCGACGAUUAGAAAAUGGAAAUGUGGUGGCCUCAAAUAUGCAACUUGGCAUAGCUAUUAUGAUCAGUGGAUUUUGUCUCCUAACAGUGACUGAGAGAAUCUCCAAGGCAAAGCAGAUCCAAUUUUUGAGUGGGACCUCUGUCUUAGUGUACUGGAUUUCUGCCUUAUUGUAUGAUUUCAUCAUCUUCCUCAUUUCUAUCUUAUUACUGCUGAUUGCAUUCAGAUACUACAGACUUAAUAUUUACAUCACGGAAUACCACAUUCUGGAAACAAUGCUGAUCUUCAUAUUGUUUGGCUGGUCUGCCAUCCCCUUCAUCUAUGUGUUGAGCUUCCUGUUUACUGGAGCAGCUUCUGCCUACAUCAAACUGAUCCUGCUCAGCUACUUUUCAGGCACUCUGUGUGUUCUCAUAGACAGCACGGUAGAUUACAGUAAGUUGGGAAGAUUGUCAAACAACACCAAAAAGUUGCUACGCGAGUCAUUCCAUUUAUUUCCCAAUUACAACCUUGCAAAGUGCAUAGGUGAAUAUACCAGAAUCUACAGAAUGAAGAUACUGUGCCUUUCUCAAAAGACUCCAUCUACCGUACUUGAUUGUAGUAAAGAAAAUACUGAAAAGAACAUUUACUCUUUGGAAAAGGGUAUGCUUGGAAAGUAUUUUAUUAUUAUGGCCAUCACAGGCUUUAUUUUACUUCUCCUGCUUUUACUUUGCGAGACUACUUGUUGGCGAGUAAGAGCAUUUCUCAAUCAACAAGUUUUCUUUAGAAUCUAUAAGAUAUUCAAGAAGAAUAGAGUGACCAAUGAACUAUCUGGAAAAUCUGAAGAUGAAGAUGUACAAAAUGAGAGAAUUGCAAUAUUAGAGCAUCCUGAAAGGUUUCUGAAUUCUAUGGUUCUUAUUAAAGAACUCACGAAGAUAUACUUUAAUAUUACAUCCGUCUUCGCUGUGAGAAAUAUCUCUGUUGCAAUCCAAAAGAGAGAGUGCUUCGGCUUGCUUGGAUUCAACGGAGCUGGAAAAACUACCACCUUCGAAAUUUUGACUGGAGAGGAGAGUGCUACCUCUGGGGAUGUGUUGAUUGAUGGUGUUAGCAUCAACAAAAAUAUCCUAAAGGUGAGGUCAAGAAUUGGCUAUUGUCCUCAAUUUGAUGCCUUGCUGGAAUAUAUGACUGCUGAAGAAAUACUGAUAAUGUAUGCCAGAGUUUGGGGAGUCUCUGAGUCCCAUAUUCAUCUGUAUGUGAACCAAUAUUUGAAUUCAAUGGAACUGGAGCCUCUUGCUAACAAGAUUAUUAGUACCUUUAGUGGAGGAAACAAACGCAGGCUGAGUACUGCUAUUGCCAUAAUGGGAAGAUCCUCAGUCGUCUUCCUGGAUGAGCCAUCAGCCGGCAUGGACCCAGUAGCCCGACGCCUGCUCUGGAAUGCAGUGACCAAGACACGGGAUCAUGGAAAAGCUAUUGUCAUCACCUCACACAGUAUGGAAGAAUGUGAUGCUCUGUGUACCAGGCUAGGCAUCAUGGUCAAGGGGAGGUUCAUGUGCCUGGGCAGCCCUCAGCAUCUCAAGAACAAGUUCGGCAAUAUUUACAUCGUGAAGAUCAAGGUCAACAAUGAAGACGAGUUGGAAAAUGUGAAAAAUUUUAUCAAAACCACAUUUCCAGGUAGUAUCUUGAAGCACCAUAAUCAAAAGAUCCUUAACUACUACAUUCCCAGCAAGGACAGAAGCUGGGGAAAGAUGUUUGGCAUUUUGGAGAACGCCAAAAAGGAAUUGGAUUUAGAAGAUUAUUCUAUCAGUCAGAUCACGCUGGAACAAGUCUUUCUCACCUUUGCUAAUCCAGAAGACAUAGAUGUUUAUGCUCCACAAAAGAAGCCAUGA